Messenger RNA from Cladocopium goreaui, 5380 nucleotides. The record is from the annotation of a GenBank genome assembly. NCBI's taxonomy places the organism in Eukaryota, Dinophyceae, Suessiales, Symbiodiniaceae.
AGGUGGUGGCCACAGGCAUCCAAUCGGUGGCUUCGGUCAUGGAGUUGGCGCUUCACAACGCAGAUGACUACCCCAUCGAGUGGAAGAUUCAGACAGACUCUCUGGGGAAGUUCAAGGGAGUCUUCACGGUGGAUCCGCAGUCGGGAAUUCUACAUCCGGCACAGGACUGUUUGGUUAGAGCUGCUUUCUUGCCCAACGAGCCUAUCGAGUACAAGGCAAAUGUGAAUGUCUACAUCUCACCACCCAGGACAGUGGCGGAUGCAGGAAAGAACUUGGAUCCCAGCCUCGCUUUGAAUGCGGAUGAGAGCAAGCCCUACUUGUCAUUGCGGAUGAAGGGCCAGGGCACUGUUCCAAAGCUGACCUUUGACCGUCGGGAGAUUGUGUUGCCGAUUGUUCCUUUGGGCAUCCGCUCAAGGUGCUUGUUCUACAUCAUCAACGAAGGUUAUGAGAGCCUGGACGUGCAAUACAGGUUGCCCAACGACCAGAUUCGAAUACCUCUGACGAUCAAUUUCCCGGAGGGUCAGCAGAUUGGCAUCACCAAGCCCAAGAUUCCAGUUGAGAUCUUCUUCCAGUCCAACAAGCCGAUCUCAUUCUGUGCAAAGAUCGAAUUCCUGGACACUGAGUCAGGUUCGUAUGUUUUGCCAGUCUCGGGAACCACGGAGAACUGCAUCCUCACUUGCCAUCACUACUUGCACAACAACACAGACUUCUACACACUGGAGGGUGAGCCGGUCAUGCUGCAAGAGAAGGAGGACAACUCAGGGAAUGAACAGGGAGCAGCUCCAUCCAUCAAAACCGGCAGCGUAUCGCACAACUCCGUUGCGGGCUAUGGAAAUCAGGACAUGAGUCAAGCCGACUUUCUGGUACGCUGGUUGAACAGCAACAUCCUCAAGAUGCAGCUGGAUCAUUUCCCACAGGAUCUAGUGAAUUCCAACGGACGGCAUUUGUAUGAGAUGAUUGAGUUUCUGUCGGGCAAAUCGGUGCCAAACAAAGCAGCGGCACCUGCGCCACAGCGGAUGGACAACACGGGCUCCUCCUUCCGCGGUAACGACAGAGGUGCGAAGCAGAAGAGUCGGGAGAUGCAAAAGAUCCUGCAACUCAUGCAGCAGUACGAGGUGUUGCUGAACUUCUUGAAGCAACAUGGGGCUUUGCUGUCCUCAGUUCGCCCUGAACACUUCCUGUCCCAUGAGUACUAUCUGCAGUACCAGCAGAGUCUCAAUGUUGGCAUCACACGGAGGCAAGUUGACAAGAUGUUCUUCCCCAAGAGCAUGGAGGCAUGGCUGACCUCCCUGCUGCAGACGGUGAAGAUCUUCCUCCUGAACCGAAUCACGCACAAGGCCUUCAAGACCUUUCCAGGGAUGUCCGCGGAGGUGGAUCAGGCAGUUGCACCACCCGUUGGGACAGAUGACAUGGAUGUUGAAGUAGAGAAGAAGAACAACCCAGAAUUACAAGGUGCUUUGGAUCCGAAGUUCUUAGGGGAUUCCAACGUCUACAGUGUCUCUGAAUGCAUCCUACUACGUUGGCUGAACUUUCACUUUGCGCGUGCCAAUCGGGACCGUUACGGUCCGCGCAAGGUGUGCUGCUUCGACUCAGAUCUGGAAGAUUCCAUCGUGCUGUCAGUGGUGAUCCAGUCACACGUGCCGCAUUGUCAGGCGGUGCAGAACAUGCGGACACAGUGUAGCAAUUUGGACCACCACGAGGAGAAUGCCAUGCACAUCCUCGCAGCACUGUCAGAGAUUGGGCUUCACUUCCCCAUCCAGGUCUCAGAUAUUGCGUCCCCGCAAGCAAAGGACAUGCUCCUCUUUGUCAUGUUCCUCUUCCAAAACCUUCCACACUAUGUGCCGAAGACCACUAUCAUUUUCUCCACGAUGUUGGGAGUGAACAUGACAAAGAACAUUGAGCUCACAAACCCAUCGAAGAAGGCGAUUACCUAUGGUGUGCAGCUAGUGGGCAACAUUGGAGGCAUCAGUGGAUCCGACUUUGCCAUCAAGGAUGAGACGGUAAAGCUGGAACCCAGGCAGACAGUCUCCUUCCCAGUGGAAUAUCACAGCCGAUUCUCCAGGAGUGUCGAUGACAAGAUCAUCUUCACCUCUCGUAGAGAAGGCAAUGUCAACGCAGCAGCCAUGGUUUUCAAGCUCAGGAGCCGUUGCACGGGCCGGAAGCCCCGGAAGACCAUCCAAGUCUCGGCUGUUCUCUACGAAGUUGGCACAGUCGAUGUUGAGCUGGAGAAUCCCUUUGCGGAGGAUGCAGAAUUUUCCGUGGCCUUGAGAGAGUGCACCUGUUGCGAUGCAGAGAAGCACCCUGUGCCUUCCAAGAGGUCUGAGGGGAUGGAAGCCUUUUACCUCAGUGUGACCCGCUGCAGGGUGAAGGCAGGUGGAACUAGCAAGAUCACAGUGUCCUUCCUCCCCUUUGAGGCACCAGCUCACUUCACAGCGCUGCUGGGUGUCUUCGACUCCAAGGCUGGGGAAUAUUACUACGAGCUCUUCGGCACCUCCUCUCCACCUCUACCGCUGGAGACCUACAAGAUGCAGGUGAAGGCUGAGGCCUCUGGCACCAAGGACAUCAUCCUGCCCCUUCGGAACAUGCAGGUUGAACGCGCUCGAAGCUGGUUGGAGAGUCGGGGAGCUGGUCCACGUCCAUUGCCACCGGACUACAUCGUCUAUGAUGUGAAGGUUUCCUCGCCUUACUACACUGCGCCAAAGCAGGUCGUCGUGCACAAUGGACAAAUGAGAGAAGGCAAAGGUGAUGGCAAGGGCGCGAAUCGCAGUGGUACCAAUGGAGCCUUGGAUCGCCAAAACGACCGGCGAAAUUCCGCCCUCCCAAAGGCGGCAGGGAUUGCACCACAGGUUGCGAAGCUGGUGGUGGAGUUCUGGCCCAAGGAGCCUGGAGUCUAUCCUUGCACCGUGACUUUGACGUCAGAUGUUGACAUCCGCAUCUACCAGUUUGAAGGCACUGGAACUGCUCCAAACACCCACUGCUCACUGACCUUCACCACCCAAGCUCGGAAAGCCAUUACUCAGGAGAUUCCAAUCGUGAACCCUACAGACAAAGAAUGGGCUAUCAAGCCCACCUUCUCUCAGAUCGGACACGAGUUUGAUGGACCACGGGAAUUUAUCGCCAAGAAGAAGGGAGCCACAGGGCAAGCGACCGUCACCACCUAUCCCUUGACCUUCAAGCCGGACUACGUUUGUGACGUGAAGGCUCAGCUGGUGCUGUACAACGUAGGGACCAAUGAGACCUAUGAGUAUGAUCUCCACGGUGUUGCUGAAGAACCUCUGGCGGAGGAGCACGUGGUGGUGAAGUGUGAAGCUCGCGAGAAGACCUCCCACGUUUUCCCGGUGAAGAAUCAUUCCAACCUCACGGCGACCUUUGAGGUGGAGAGUGAUUUGGUGCACAUUUCUGGCCCGUCUUCUAUUCAGGUUGAUGGUCGAGGAACUGGGGAAUAUGAAUUGGUCUUCCAGCCAUUGCAAGCAGGGCAAGUGACAGGCUGCAUCAUCUUCAGAGAUACGCAUACCGGCCACUUCACCUGGUAUACUGUGGAAUUGAUGACGUUGCCUCCUAAGCCCCAACAGCAUCUCACCUUGACGUGCGUGGUGCGACAGGCCGUAGCCGUGGACAUCCAACUGGUGAACCCCUUGGAUGACGUGGUGGUUUUCGAAGUGGCCUUGACCGGCGAUGGCUUGCUGGGCGAGGCGGAGUUUGUGUUGGCUCCCAAGGAGACGGCCACCUAUGAAUUGGUGUUCAGUCCACUCUUACCUGCGAGAAGCAAGGGCACGGCAGUCUUCUUCAAUGAGAUUGUAGGUGAGUUCUGGUACGACCUGAGCCUGCUGGCCGAAGCCGCCCCGGCGGAAGAGAUUGCACCCUUGGAGUGUGAACUUGGCAGGACGGCCCAAACCACGGUGCACAUUGACAAUCCCACAGGACAAGAGGUCGUCUUGAAGUAUCGGUCUACCAACAAGAUCAACUUCAAGGUUUUGAACAAUCGCGUGGUUCUGCCACCGCUGGAGUCGUCAGACAUUACCAUUGAGUACAGUCCGUCGUCAUUGGGUGUGAAUGAGGAGGCACAGAUCGUCUUCGAGCAUCCACUUGUUGGACAGUGGGUGUACAAGGCGCAAGGCCUUGGGCUUCCGCCCUUGGAAGCGCGGCAUGUAUCGGUGGCGGCACAGGUGAAUCGCACAGUGUCAUCCACCAUCCAAUUCAAGAACCCAUUCUUGGAGACCAUCACCAUUUUCAUUGUCCUGGAGUCCAAGAGCGAGAAGGGGGUCUUUAACCUGCUGAGCAAGAAGGCUAAGGUGCAGAUCGGUCCCUUGGCCACCACGCAGAUCCCAUUCUCCUUCUGUCCGCCGACCAUGACGCAACACACGGCGGAGAUUGCGCUGUCGGUGAUGAAGCCAAACCUGAGUUGGUCCUAUCGCAUCCAGGGAGUGGCCGAGGCACCAGCCGAUCCCACACUGCAUACCUUCACAGUUCAAGCGCGAGAAUCGCUGCAGACGACCUACGCUCUGACGUUGAUUGGUUUGGACACCACUCCUGGGGACAGGCACGGUGACCAAUUGUCGUGUCAAUUGGAAGUCCCACCUCAACAUCAAGCGAUGGUCUCCAAGUGCUUCGACAUCAGCCUGGACAGCGAAGUGACAGCUGCAAGGGGCUCGAGCCAGGCUUCAAGGUCUCGCGGGGGCAAGUCAGAUGGACAGGUGUACCUCAAGGUCAACUUCUCACCUUUGAGACCGUUCAUUGCGCUGUGUAAUUUGGUGAUCACGCGCGCCUCUGGGGGUCGCUGGCGCUUUGAUCUCAAGCUGGAAGCGACGGAACCGGAGGUGGAUGAUGUGAUUUCCAUCCAGUCGCCCCUGAACAAGCCAGCCAGCGUGGCGUUUAGACUCAACAACCACACUAGCGUCUACUCCGAGUUCGAAGCUUUCUUUGAUGCGGAGUCGGCCUACGAAUUCACUGUGCAACCAACCUCAGGAGUGCUGGAACCGGCUGGUACAAAUGGCACGACAUUUGUAGUCACCUACAAGCCAACAGAAUACGGCAAACCCGUUCAGGGGAAACUCAUCAUUCAAACAGAGGAUGUGUUUUGGUCGUACCUGGUGAAGGGCACCCAUCCGAAGUACACAGCACCUGUGGUGGAGAAGGCCAAGGUGGCAACGAGGUUAACCAAAGAGAUGGAGAUGCAGCUGGCCAAAGCAUCGCAGAGCAGACGGAAGAACUUCAUCAAGGAGAAUAUGAAAGGUGGUGCCAAGGAUUAGCUUUGUCGCCAUCGAGGCUAUGGCAGUGCUGCCGUCAUGGUGGUUGAACCAGAGACCUCACUGAUUCAAGCAUCGCUCCGGUGCUGGGCUGCAAUUGCAGAUGCUGUUGACUGUGAAUGACAACAGCUACA